Molecule: messenger RNA, 919 nt
Organism: Melitaea cinxia (Glanville fritillary)
Lineage: Eukaryota; Metazoa; Arthropoda; Insecta; Lepidoptera; Nymphalidae
Product: cytidine deaminase-like
Exons: 2
Coding region: 176-637 (153 amino acids)
Cellular component (GO): cytosol
Molecular function (GO): zinc ion binding; cytidine deaminase activity
Source: RefSeq, a predicted model, not a curated record
GUGGCGAGUCACUAUUCAUUACUUAACAAGAUACUUUCAAUGAUUAGAAUCAAAGCUACUUAAUCAACUAUCGUUAGUGAUAAUCAAACAUCAGUUGACCGGUGACCGCGAGAGAGCUGAACGCCUCUACAAUAUACACAACGCAUUUAAGAUUUACGAUUACAUUUACGUGCUCAUGGAUAAUUUUAAAAUUGUUGAUUUUAUUUCCUUGGACAACGUAGUUCAGAAUUUAUUGCGAAAUGCAUCGGAAAUACGGAAACGAGCCUACUGUCCGUACUCAAACUUUGCUGUUGGAGCUGCAAUUCUCACAGAAGAUUCGAAGGUCUAUACAGGAUGUAACAUAGAAAACUCUACCUUGAAUCCUUGUAUCUGUGCCGAAAGGACGGCUAUAGCGAAAGCUGCUAGUGACGGGUAUUUAAAGUUAAAAGCAGUGGCUGUGGUUGCUCAUCAAAAGAACAGUUUCACGGCGCCCUGUGGUAUAUGCAGACAAACUCUAAGCGAAUUUCGUGGUUCGAGCGGCGACAUAGAAAUUUAUUUGUGCAAGCCAUCUAUGGACAAAGUCUUGUGUACAAAAAUAUCCGAAUUGUUGCCACUGUCAUUUGUCAGUUAUAAAAAAGACAGUAUAAAUACGGAGUAAGAUAUUCAAUAAAUAAAUUAUUAUUUUAAAAAUCAUUAACAAGUUUAGUUUUGUGUAUACUAUUAAUUUGCAGUAUUUUAUCCUUAAACAAUAAUCUUGAAUAUACUGAUAUAUUUUUAGACUAAAAUACUGGCGAGUUUAUAAAUUUAUCGGAUGAUAUUAUUUAACUGUAAUUUAUUUUUUAUGCAUCAGAAAACUUUUCGUUAUUCUAGUUUCAAAUUUUGGCAAGAAAAGCAGGAAAAAAUUAAGUAAACAUUUUGAAGUAAAAACCCCUUUUUAUUA